Brassica rapa (field mustard) is the source of this 3132-nucleotide messenger RNA. RefSeq names its product F-box protein At3g60790. Gene Ontology annotation, molecular function: protein binding. The record is from RefSeq and is a predicted model, not a curated record. Lineage: Eukaryota; Viridiplantae; Streptophyta; Magnoliopsida; Brassicales; Brassicaceae.
GUUCGCUUCCCGUUUGGUGACGCAAAAGACGGUGGUUAGGAAGAUGAUGAUUGAGACCUCGUCGUUUCAUCCGAUGAAGAAGUUGAAUGCAGAAGCAGCUGUGGCCAAGUUGAUGGAACUUCCUAAAGGUUACAAACGUCUUCGUAUUGAAUGCUUCUGAUGAUGAAACUUCUAUUUACUAGCCUUUUUAUUUAUUAAUUUAAGGAUUCUAUGGUUUUAAAAUUUGGAUAAUUACUUUGUUUUCCGUACUUUUUUUGUGUUUAGCGUUUGAAAAUUUUAUGACAAAAGGACUUUAUAUUUACUUUGUUUUAAUAUGAAUAUUAUCUGAUUUGUUUUAUUGUAUUCUUGUGUUUGGUUAGUGAUUUUGCAAAAGAGAUUACGUUAUAUGAACAUAUAUAAUAGAAAUAGGAUUAUGUUCACAUGGCAUAACAAAACCAGAUCAUAUAACUAAACAGUUGUUUAUAAAUUAAUAUUCAAAAAUUAAACGAAUUCUAAAGUUCAUCAGGAUACUUUUUUGCUAUAUGAAAAUUCAAUUGUGGCUAUUAGUUGGAUGCAAGACUAUGGUCAGGGUCAUUAGAGUACGUUUAGAGUGUUUUUGUUAAUUAUUUUUUUUCUUGAAUUAGGGUUUUUAUUUUCCCUUUUCAUGUAAUGCUUUUUUUUGGCAUAAGGAUUUGAUGUUUAAUGUACUGUCCUGUUAUCAUAAAGGGGUACUAAAAAUUUGUUUGCUAUGGUUGAAAUAAAAACGCCUAAAUUUUACCUUAAUUCGAUACAAAACUAUUUUUGGCAUCACUAAUGUUUCAUCAAUGAUGUUUCUCAUUGCAUAAUCGAUGUAUAUCAUAUUAGAAUCAUGAUCUUGUUUUUAACUUGGAUAUAUAUGUUUUUUUUAAUAAAAGGUUCUUAUUAAUUUGAAUAAAAAUGAAACUUACAAACAAGAAAUUACAGUGAAAACAGAGCACAGAAGCUCAAAUCGUCAGGAAUCAAUUCUUUUUUUUUUGACUAAAGAGAAUCAAUUCCUUUCCAAAGAAAUUACCAAACCAGAAACUAAGUGUUCUCUACCACUGACGAUAUUAAUCAACAAGAAAACCGAGCACCAACGAUUAAAGAAAUAUUCAACUUCAACUUCAUAUCUCCAAAUAUUCUCAUUUCGAGCUUUGGCCAUGGGAUUUACUAAAACUUUGAAAGGUUACCUCUGUAGUUGUGGUAUUGCCAGCUACCAAAAAAAUGUGCAUGAUCAGCCAGUGGUAGACUGGUGGUGGUGAUUUGAAGAAGGCUCAUAGCCGUUGGAUUAACACAUCGAUCCUCGGUCGGGAGGAGAGCAUUUGUUCAAACAUUUUUCUUUUUUAGCAACUUGUUCAAACGUUUAUAGAAAAUAAUCUGGGAGAUAAGACCAUUCAAAGGAGAAUUUUUUAAGUUCGUUUUUAAUGAUGUAACUUGUAAUCAAGUACGUUGAAUGUGAUAGAUAUUACGUUUUUGAUAGAAUUUCGAAAAGUUCCCUUAUAAUCUGAAAUUAUUACUUUUUAUUUAAUUUGUAUGUCAAACUUUUAAAUCAGUUGUGAAGACCAGAAUAACAUGUUUUUAUUUAUUUGUUGUGCACAUUAAAACAAUUACCUUCCAGUUGAAAUAAUUUUCUUUUACACAGAAAUAUUUAUUUCUAUAAAUUUUAUUUAUGUCAAAGAAGGAAACACAUUUUAAAUUCAAAAUUGCAAAUGGUCAAGACUUAAGAGUUGGUAAAAAAAAUUCUUGCAAUUGAAAUAUUUGUCUUUUACACAGAAAUAAUAUAUAAUUAAUUAUAUGUAUGUUAAAGAAGGAAACACAUUAUUUUUUUCCAGAAUUGCAAAUGGUCAAGAGUUGGUAAAAAAGUUCCCAAAAAAUAAAUAAAUGUAGAAUCUUUUACAUCCUUCAUAACAGCAAAAAAACAUCUUCAUUUUCAUUUUCAUUUUCAUUUUCAUAUCCAUCCAUGUCUCAACGCUAAGUGCAUUCAAUCUCUUCUCUCUCGCUUUACUUUCUUUCAUCUUCUUUGAUCCAAUAGCCAUGACGACAUGCUCAUCAUCAUCAUCAUCAUCAUCAUCAUCAUCAUCGUCACCUAGAAAGCUCCAAUAUCCUAUCGAUGACAAUGAUUGGAUCAGCAAACUCCCAGACGAGUUAUUGCAAUUGAUUCUCUCAAAAUUGUCCACCGAAGAAGCUGUAAGAACAAGUCUUUUAUCGUCACGAUGGGAGGAUGUGUGGAAAUGGAGGUCUCAUCUCGUCCUCGACAUGAACAAGGUCUUGGAAACAACCCCCGAUGAAGAUUUGCACCGAGUUUCUGUUGAGUUGGCUAGGUCAAUGACCAAGGCUAUAAAUAAUUACCAUGGACACCUAGAAAGAUGCAUUAUUCAGCAUUAUGUAUCCCAAUGUAAGGAUGGUACGCUCCAAAGUUGGAUCCACUCAGUGACUCGUUUGGAACACACAAAAGAUCUCACACUUGUAAACUACAUCCCUGCUACAAGGCGUUGCACAAGAGCUAGUUUGCUCAGCUUGCUCCCAGAUACAUUUUCACAUCAUAGCCUCACUUCACUAUCACUUUGUGGAUACACCCUAAUAGGUCCACGUGCCUUCAGCAAUUGCAAGAAUCUUAAGACCCUCAAGCUUAUAAACGUUGUCAUCUCACAAGCUAGUGUCCUUAGUGGAGUUUUAGCAGCUUGCUCCUCCCUCGAGGUGGUUGUGUUGAAAGUCAAUUUCCUAACCCCACGUGGUGUGUUGAAGAUUGAGAACAACAACUUGAAGUUCUUGCAAUUGUCUUUCCUUUACGAGAUUGAUAGGAUGGAAGUGUAUGCAACUUGUCUAGAUGUUCUAGACAUCAGGUGUAUCAAAGUUAAGAGAGACAACUUCAUCCUCGUUGCUCCCAAUAUCCAGGUUAACACAAAUGCUUGGUUGGAUGAUCACGGCUGUAUGGAUUGUCCUCACCUCUACUAUCAUGUAUCAUCAUAUCUCGCUCAGGUACAAACUUAACUAACACAAUCUUUGUGAAUAUUUUGAAAAUUACAUAUAUAUAUAUUGACAUGAAUGAUGUAUUUCUGAAUCUUAAUUAGGAGGAAAAAAACAUUUGGCAUGAGCUUUUGGUGAGUGACUUUCAUGAUAUGAGACGGUCUGGGU